Molecule: messenger RNA, 2434 nt
Organism: Striga asiatica
Lineage: Eukaryota; Viridiplantae; Streptophyta; Magnoliopsida; Lamiales; Orobanchaceae
Source: the annotation of a GenBank genome assembly
UUAUUUUGAAUGGCACUCUCAAAAUAGACGUUGGCCUUUUGGCACCUGGCACCCCACUUCACCUUACAACUUUCAAAUCAAAUCUUGCUCCUGUGCUUAUGUUCUUUCACACACACACACAAACACACACUGAACACAGCUUAAUAGUAGGAAAUAAGAAAUAGAGAAAACCAGUGGCAUUUGAUUAAGGAAACUGUUUUUGGAACAGGAAAAACCCAGCAAAGAUUGUUACUUUUUUUGAAAUGAAUUAGUCCCUUUUUGGGUGUUUUUUGUUUGGCUUUGUGUGUAAAUGGGAAGUGUGGGUAGGAAGAGCGAGAAGAAAGAUAGGCGUAAACUGAUUAGUGAUGACUCGGUGAGUGAGUCGAGAGGGAGCAGCCGUACCAGUAGCUCUGAGAGUCGAUCUACUUGUGGUGAUAAUUCUUUGGGUUGGCCGAUCAGAAAAGCUGCUAAUUGCUUGGGAGAUGAUGGCUCCCAAGGAAAAACCAAGCCCCAAUUGGCGGAUGAUUGUGGGUUGAAGAACAAGGGCUCAGCAGAUUCAGAAUCAGAGAUGAUGAAAGAACGGUUCGCGAAAUUACUGCUCGGUGAGGACAUGUCGGGAAGUGGUAAAGGGGUUUGCCCGGCAUUGGCCAUUUCUAAUGCCAUUACCAACCUCUGUGCUACUGUCUUUGGGCAAUUGUGGAGAUUGGAACCUUUGCCAACCGAAAAGAAGACAAUGUGGAAGAGAGAGAUGGAGUGGCUACUUUGUGCCAGUGACUACAUUGUUGAAUUGAGACCAUCUUGGCAAACAUUUCCUGAUGGAACUAGGCUCGAGGUGAUGACUUCUAGGCCAAGAUCGGAUCUUUUUAUUAAUCUCCCAGCUCUGCGUAAACUCGAUAACAUGUUACUAGAAAUACUCGAUGGGUUCACAGAUACAGAAUUUUGGUAUGUCGAUCAAGGCAUAGUGGCACCAGAGGCUGAUGGAUCAUCAGCCUCUUUCCGAAAAGCUGUUCAGCGGCAGGAAGACAAAUGGUGGCUGCCCGUGCCACGUGUCCCCGUAGGCGGCCUUCCUGAAGCCACGAGAAAGCAAUUGAGUAACAAGCGUGAAUUCGCAAAUCAAAUACUUAAAGCUGCCAUGUCUAUCAACAGCAUUGCUCUAGCUGAGAUGGACGUGCCCGAUUUGUACCUCGAAACUCUUCCAAAGAACGGGAGAGCGUGCCUAGGUGACGUCAUCUACCGUUACAUCACGUCGGAACACUUCUCGUCAGAGUGCCUGCUCGACUGCCUCGACCUCUCCUCCGAACACAUCGCCCUGGAAAUAGCAAACAGAGUGGAGGCAGCAAUUUACGUGUGGCGCCGGAGGCAACACCACGCGCCCCACUCCACCCGAUCUUCCGUGAAGUCGUCUUGGGAAAUCAUGAAGGAUUUUGUGACAGAUGGCGACAAGAGGGAGCUUCUCGCAGAACGGGCCGAAACCCUGCUCAAUUCCUUGAAACACCGCUUCCCGGGCCUCACGCAGACAACCUUGGACGCCUCCAAAAUCCAGUGCAACAAGGAUGUCGGGAAGUCCAUUCUCGAGAGCUACUCUCGAGUUCUGGAGAGCCUGGCGUUCAACAUCGUGGCCCGAAUCGAUGACCUGCUGUAUGUGGACAAUAUCACGAGGCAGUCGGACAAGCUGUCGUCGUCGGGUGGGCCCACUCUGAGCCUAAUCCCCCGCCAGCUGGCAUUGGUGCCCGUCUCGGGCACCCCGGCUCGAACAACAGCAUACUCGACCCCAAGAUUCUCCCCGGCCAAGGCCCAGCUGGUGGUGAGCCCUGCAGGGGUAGGGGAGCGGACGCCCUUCCUUGGGGCCCACGGCAACAAGCUUCCGCGCCGUGGGCUCGGGGUGAAAAGGGCCCUCACGAACUACCUAGGGGGAGGGGGUGGUGGGGGGUCGGGUUCGGUCUCGAACAGAGUUGUUGUUAGUGGUGGUGGUGAAGGGGCUGCUGCUGCGGUGUCACGUGUGAGUGUUCAAGGGAAAGAACGGGCGGCCAUCUCUGGUGGGCCUGUGACUAGACAGAUGGACCGGUAGAGAGGGAACCGACUGUGUUGUGUUCUUUCUUAUUUCUCGUUUAGCGUCUUUUUUUUAAUGCAAUGUUUUUAUAAGAAUGAGGAUUUUUUAGGGAUGUGUGUGGAGGGUCGUGUGUGUUGAUUGAUGUGUAGUUACUCAUAUCAGUUGUGUGUUGUUAUAUCUGAGUGAAUUUAUGUGGUGCUUCAACCAAAUGCGCGCGUGCAUUGUAUACGAAUGAGCCUUCCUUCAGUUUGGUUAUUAUAAGUUAGGAAUUAGGACAUAAGCAGAAAUUAAAGAGGGUAUUCAGGACCGCCCUCAGACUCGUGUAGAUGAAUAUUGAUUGGAAAUUUCAGGAAAACUACGUUAAAAAAGGUUAAAAUUGUGUCAGUUUUUCUGUGGUCUGAAAAG